AUGUUUUCUCAGAUUUUCUCGAGAAGCAUAAGACCUAUUUCCUCCAGUUCAAGAAGACUAUUUGGAACAAUGAGUGCUGUUAAGGGUAAGCCUGAAGAAGCCAAAAUAAUUGAAGCUCGUCAUGUCAAAGACACUUCAGACUGUAAAUGGAUUGGUUUACAAAAAAUCAUUUACAAAGAUCCAAAUGGGAAGGAAAGGGAAUGGGAUAGCGCAGUUCGCACUACUAGAAAUUCUGGUGGCGUGGACGGAAUUGGUAUCUUAACCAUUCUAAAAUACAAGGAUGGCAAACCCGAUGAGAUUUUACUACAAAAGCAAUUUCGUCCUCCAGUUGAGGGUGUAUGCAUUGAAAUGCCAGCUGGUUUGAUAGAUGCGGGUGAGGAUGUUGACACCGCUGCCUUGAGGGAGUUAAAGGAAGAAACAGGUUACAGUGGCAAAAUCAUUUCUAAAAGUCCAACCGUUUUCAAUGACCCUGGUUUCACUAAUACUAACCUCUGUCUUGUUACUAUUGAAGUUGACAUGAGUUUACCUGAAAAUCAGAAACCAGUAACUCAAUUGGAAGAUAACGAAUUUAUCGAAUGUUUUAGCGUCGAGUUGCACAAAUUUCCAGAUGAAAUGGUCAAAUUGGAUCAGCAAGGCUAUAAAUUAGAUGCGCGUGUUCAAAACGUAGCUCAAGGUAUUCUCAUGGCUAAACAAUACCAUAUUCAAUAA
Molecule: messenger RNA, 708 nt
Organism: Saccharomyces mikatae IFO 1815
Lineage: Eukaryota; Fungi; Ascomycota; Saccharomycetes; Saccharomycetales; Saccharomycetaceae
Gene: YSA1
Product: ADP-ribose diphosphatase
Exons: 1
Coding region: 1-708 (235 amino acids)
Biological process (GO): ribose phosphate metabolic process; nucleoside phosphate metabolic process
Cellular component (GO): nucleus; cytosol
Molecular function (GO): ADP-ribose diphosphatase activity
Source: RefSeq, a predicted model, not a curated record